CGCUGGCGCGGUGGGGAUGCGAGGAUGGUGAAGAAGCCCAACGGGAACGUGGAGCUCGAGGCGUCUCUGAAUGGCGCCGGGUCGGCCCAAGCCGCUCGGGAGGUCCCGAGGAUCGGCUCGGUGUUGUCCACCGGGGACGAGGAGUCCUCCUUGGAACGCAGAAGUAGGUUCUCGCUCUUCAAGUGGUUCCGCAGAGGGUCUUCGAUUUCAAGAGGGCACUCUGUCGAGGUGGCCGACGUCAAGGCAGCCGUCGAGGGGGUCGACAGGUCGCAAGGAAGCGUCUGCUCGAGCAACGACAGCGUCGACACUCUGUGCAGCACCACGACGGUGAGGAGUUUCGCGUUCCACGCGGGUGCCCCGUCUCACCUUCAAGGUCUGGACGGAUUUUCGCUAGGUCUGGUGAGCCAGGGCGGAGAGGUCGGUCCGUUCGCCCCCGGGGCGUCCAAAGUGCUGGGGAAGAACGGCAUCGAGAGUUGCAACACCUUGCCUAACGUGAACAGCGGUCGCGGGGACAUCGGUACCAGGUACUCCCUCCAGACGUACAGCUUCAACUCCUGCGGGAGCUUGGCGAGGGUGAGGGAGCCUCGAAGAGCCGACACCGACACCGGGUCCAGGGGCAGGAGGGUACACGUGAAGGGGAAACGCAGAGCGCCGAACCCGCCGAUCCCCAGGUCGAGAAACCCCGUCAAUGUCGAGGUCUCCACCAGAAAUAGAGGCAGCGCUCGGCGCAAACGGCCCGCCCCUCCUCCUCCGGACAGGAACUCGACGACCUCCCAGGGGAGUCCUGAAGAUAAGAAAUUCAACACCUCGGACAUGGCGGACCUCUUCAAGGACGACAAGCUGCCCUCGAUAAGUAACGAUACCUUAGUCCUGAAGGGAGGGGUCCUCCUGUCGAAGAGGGAGGCGAGGUCGCCCUCUUUGCAGGACUCUUCGGCAUCCUCUUCGAUAGAGAAGACCCAGGGGAAUAAAGCAACCGCGACGCCCAGGAACGGUGCCAUGCUUCGUCCUUGGUACAAGCGCAGCGUGUUCGAGCACUCCAGGGAUCCUGGAAUUAACAGAAGAGGUGACAUCCUGAGGAGUCCAACGAACCUGGAGCAGGUGGCGACGAGUAAAACCUCCUCCUCGCGACCCCAGGAGAAAACCAGCUCUGAUUCCACCUUGUCCAGGUUGAACUUCUUCCACCGGGACCGGCAGACCGAAGAGCGCCGUAGAGAGGCUAAAAGGAAAUCCGGAUUGUCCAUCCUGGCCAACAUCAGCGAGCUGGACAAAGAAGCCGCCGCCAUCGUCCAGGAGGAGCAGGCCAGGGCGAGAGCCUCGAUGCUGCUGCAGUGCGCCAAGUUUUCGGAACAGGAGAAACGUCCCGAUAACCAGGAAGUCGUUCAGGAGCUCGUGACCUCGGCGAUGGAGAGUUCCCCUAGAAGGGGCACCCGGGCGUUGAUAUCGAAGUUUAACGCCAUCAGCAACAUCACCAAGGUCACGGUCAACACGAGCUUCUUCUCGAAGACGGGUCAGGAGGACUCGAAGACCGAAGGUGCACCAGGUGAGCGCCAGGACGACUGGAGGUGCAGGUAUCCUCUGUCCAGCAGCCCUGGAAGAACCUCCAGGGUCGACAGGGACCUCUCCAGGUACUUCCUCCCGCAGCCUCGGACGCCUAAAAAUGAAACGCCGAAUUUAGAGGAGAAGAAGAAAAUCACCGAGGAUGCCGACGCCAUGAAGGAGGUCAAGUAUCAAGCAGGAACCUCUCGAAACGGAGUGACCUCUUCGGGGCCCGAUUUUCAGAGCAUAUUCGACCUGAAGACCCUGGACACGAGGCACGCGAAGAAGACCCCGAAAGCCGAAGAGUCUACCAAGGAUGGGAAAUUAGUCGAGGUCAAAGUGGAAGGUAAUAAAAUAUUAAGUAGCCUCGCGAGGGCCGAAGCGUCUCCAAAAAUCGACGCGCCGAGGUCGCCGAUUUCCCGGUAUACGAGGAAAAUCGAAGAAGUCGAGGAGGCGUCGAAAGUAGAGAACAAAGGAGGAGUGAAGUCGACUCGGUCGAAUGAGAGCAACGAACCGAAAUCGGAGCCGAGGGGUCUGGAGGCGACGCAGAAGGAAUUUUUAGACAUCUUCAACGAGAUGAACCGACCUCUGCGCGCAAGGGGAAUCCAAGAUGGCGGAAAGGUGGAAGGUAAGCCCGAUGAGAAAUUGAAAAUAGGAAAGAGGAACGCCGAAGGGACGCCGAAAAUAGAUCGGAGGAGAAACGAGGGGGUAAAAAUAGACGGCAGGAACGAGGAGCGGCAGACUAUCAAGAAGGUGGAGAAGCGAAGAGAAGCGAGGAACGAUGAAGAGUCAAGAACGGACGCCAGGAAGGAGGAAUUCCCGAGGGUCGUGGAAAAUGAAAGCGGGACCGUCCAGGAAUUCGAGAAAAAGGAGAAGAAGAGGCCGAAGACGACGCUGAAGACGACGGAGGACCCCGCGACGACGGACUUGAAGGAGAUGCUGAAGGAGAUGAAGCAUUCCCUGCCGAAGAGGCCGAAGCCGAAGAGGUCCUCGAGCGAGGAUGCCGGGGGGCCAAAAUCGUCGUCCUCUUCUAGUAGCAGCAUCGCCGAGAGCAGGAUGAAUUUCCUGAGUGCUGUGCUGACUGCGCAUCCUCCGGAGAUUCGGGUGAUGAAUGAGCCCCUGCUCUUCAGGAACGAUAUUAAAAAGGAUAUUAAGAGCGAUAUCAAGGACGUACCUCUGAUCCCGAAGAGUGAACCAGUCCCCAAAUCCGACUCCCCUGUUUUCAGGCCUGAAAUGAAAUUAAUUCAGGGUGAACCGGUGGUUAAGGAUAAGACAACGUUGAUAAAAAAUCAGUCUUCGAUUAAAGACGACCUGGCGUUGCCGAAGAGCGACAGAGAAGACAGGCAGAAGGUGUCCUCGGCAGUGCAGACCAGUGGAAACGUGAGAAGAGUUAACCAGGGAGCCUCCACCUCAUGGAAACUCGAAGACGUGCUUUACACCACGGGUAGAAAGAGCCAGGGUGCCCCAGGACUCGUCAAGAACACCUUCCAGCUGAUAAGGCCGCGAGACUUUGCCAGGAUAGAGGCGGCGAAAAUGUCAAAAGACAAGAAAGAGAACACUUACGCAAACGUGAUGGACCAGUCGUUGUAUGCCAACGCUCUUGUCCUCCCCUCUAAAAAGGACGCGUCGAAUGUCAUUCCUUCCGUGGAGCGUGAUAAGGAUCUUAGAGAUGAUAAGGAUAAUAACAGCGCCAAGGACGUCAAGGAGGUACCUGAAGCGGCGAAGUAUAUCGAGGCGCCUUCGGGACGACCUGAGCCGGUAGAAGACGACGAGGACCAUUCUACCCUGCAGGACAUGAACACAUUGGCUGUGAAUCGGUUGCUGAAGAGGUUGGAGGCGGCCAUCGCGUCCGGUCGUCAUCAGCAAGCCGCAGGCCUUGCCAAGGAGUUGGCGAGGUUGAAAAUACACUGUUCCGUGAUUCGACAGAGAUUUACAAACGUUAAGAAUAUUGUAAACGUGAACAUGUACGUGGAGGACAAGCUGGCUCACCAAGGGCCUAUUCCGUUGUUGCUUCAAAGGAACAUGACGGUGGCGCAAUUGAAGAACAAAGUCUUCGCGGAAUUGGAGAUCCCGACGAGCGUGCAGCGGUGGAUAAUCGGCAACAACCUGGCGAACGACGAGGCCACCCUCGAAGAGCUGCAGAUCAGCGAGGGCGCACCUGUCUUCGUCUACCUCGUCGCGCCUGACAAGGUCGAAGAACCGCAAAACGAAGGCGCAGGGGGCAGAGCCCUUGAGGUCGACCAAGCCCCGGUCGCAGGGGUAGGCAAAGCCCCCGAGGAAGUCGAGAAACCCGGAGACGAGCAUCGGCACCGUGAAGAGGUACCCGAGGAGAUCGAAGUACCGCAACGAGUGCUCGAGGAGGAAUGCACUCCAGAAAAGUCGAGGAUGGUGGAGUACGAGGAGCUGAUGUCUCUGGAGAACUGCGACGUGAUUCCAAACUCGGAGGAGAUCGAGUGUCCUGUGUGUUUCGUCACUUAUGGACCUCGCGAGGGUGUCAUCCUGAGGGACUGCCUCCACAUGUUCUGCAGACCUUGCAUCGCUAACACGAUUCUGUACUGCGAAGAAGCGGAGGUAAAGUGUCCUUUCCGAAACACUGAGUACUCCUGCGACAGUACUCUUCAAGAACGGGAAAUCAAAGCGUUGGUCUCGCCGGAAGUCUACCAACAACACCUGGACAAGUCAAUAGCCCAGGCAGAGAAUAACGCCGGAAACGCGGCGUUCCAUUGCAAAACUCCGGAUUGCCCCGGCUGGUGCAUUUACGACGAUAACGUCAACAAUUUCCUGUGCCCGGUGUGCAACGUGAACAACUGCCUGACGUGCCAGGCGAUCCAUACGGGGAAGAAUUGCCGGGAGUACCAGGAGGAGCUCAGGUACUCCAAGGAGACGGACCAGGAGUCAAAGAUGACGGCAGCCAUGUUGGAGAAAAUGGUUGACCAAGGAGAGGCCUUGUCCUGUCCGACCUGUGCGGUCGUUCUUAUGAAGAAGUGGGGCUGCGACUGGCUUCGUUGCUCCAUGUGCAGGACCGAGAUCUGCUGGGUGACCAGAGGCCCGCGAUGGGGUCCCGGGGGAAGAGGCGACAUGUCCGGAGGGUGCCGAUGCGGAGAGAACGGCGUGAAGUGCCACCCUCGUUGCAAUUACUGUCACUGAAGGUGCAUCCAUUGUGCACAUUAGGAUCCAGGGCGUUCCUUCCCUCGAUUCCACGG
Orussus abietinus is the source of this 4739-nucleotide messenger RNA. RefSeq lists its product as uncharacterized. Gene Ontology annotation, biological process: proteasome-mediated ubiquitin-dependent protein catabolic process; protein linear polyubiquitination. Gene Ontology annotation, molecular function: ubiquitin binding; ubiquitin-protein transferase activity. The transcript is spliced from 10 exons. The record is from RefSeq and is a predicted model, not a curated record. NCBI's taxonomy places the organism in Eukaryota, Metazoa, Arthropoda, Insecta, Hymenoptera, Orussidae. The coding region runs from base 25 to 4683 and encodes 1552 amino acids. Gene Ontology annotation, cellular component: LUBAC complex.